Cyprinus carpio (common carp) is the source of this 7061-nucleotide messenger RNA. It is a transcript of the gene shc1, whose product is annotated as SHC-transforming protein 1-like. Gene Ontology annotation, cellular component: plasma membrane. Gene Ontology annotation, molecular function: receptor tyrosine kinase binding. Bases 5158 to 6987 code for a protein of 609 amino acids. The transcript has 13 exons. Gene Ontology annotation, biological process: intracellular signal transduction; cell surface receptor protein tyrosine kinase signaling pathway. NCBI's taxonomy places the organism in Eukaryota, Metazoa, Chordata, Actinopteri, Cypriniformes, Cyprinidae. The record is from RefSeq and is a predicted model, not a curated record.
ACAGGUUUAAAACGACACAAGGUGAGUGAAUUAAUGACUGAAUUUUCAUUUCAAGGUGAUCUGUAUCUUUAAAGUGUCAGAAAUAUGAAAAAAGUAAGUGUGAAUUAUGUGGAGGAUUAUUGAAUAUCAAGAGGAAGUAGACAGAAAUGACUAGCCCCCAACUUGCUUGCUCUUAAGUUACCAUGGGAGGAGCAUUGAGGGCAGACUUCAUGCUCCUCAUCCGCUUUUUCCCUCCAUCCAUUGAUGCGCUUACUCUCUCUCUCCCUUAGCCCCCAUCAUAAUUGUGUGCAUUAGAGUGAGAGGUGCUCAGCUGCAUUUGCUUGCAUGCACACACUCAUAAAUGCAUAAAUGACUUACGCUGCAAGGAGAGAGAGCGAGAGAGGAAGGGAAGGAGGGGGCAGGAGUGCAGGGGGAAUCAGCGCUAGCAUCAGUGUGUGAGAGAGAGAGAGAGAGAGAGAGCGUGAUAGACCAGACAGGGAGGAGAGGAGAAUAGAGGACAGUCGGCUACAUCGCUCCUCACACACAGAGGGAGGUUGAGAGAGGAGAGGAUGAGAGACUGUGGGGGAAGGAGAGGACAAAAGAAGACCGCUGUGCUGCUCAUCACGCUGUUCCAAAGAAGUGAGGCUGGACGAGACUGAUGCUGAACGAGGGAGCCGGCGUGACUUUGUGAUUUUGAAGAGAACAGAAGAAAAGGAUAAAAGAAAAGAGCAUGUUUUUGUCUUUCAGGGAGGGGACUGAGCCAGAAAGCAAGUGAAGGGAGAAGGAGGAUUGUCUGGCACUGUUUAAAUAUUAACGUGAUUAUGAUUUGAACAUAGAGGUAGUUCGUUUUUACCUAAAAUGUGGCUUUCUCGUUCUCUUUUUAAUCCAAGGACUUAGUGGAUAAAAUAUCGUUCUUACUUUCUGCAGCAACUAUACCGUGAGGACAAAAAAAAGCUCUUUAAAGCUCUUUUUUGGAUAACAUCUUACAAACUCUUGUAUUUUUAAUGUACAUAGUGAUGUCUGUUAAAGAAACAUUGUUUUUGGUGUUACUUAAGAGUUAUGCAGACAGAAAUCAGGUUUUUUUUAAUGCAAAACUUUUAGAUGUCUUUCUUUGUAGUGUAUAAACAGGUGCUUUCAUAGAUAUCGGUAGAUAUUUCAUAGAUAUCAGGACUACUUUUUAGCUUUUGCUAAUUCUGCUGUCUUUAGGUGGAAGUGUGCAUGAGUCUGUCUUAAGUGUGUGUGUGUAUUCGUGCAAUAUUUGAUUUUGAGAUGUGUGUCUGGUUCUUUUUGAGUUUGGAUGUCAGCACUGAUCACCGCUGUGGUCUUUGUGGCGGCAGCGGUUGAACUUUCCCGUCGUGUCCAGCGCUCGCUGCAGAACGUUGAUUCACGCUGGCUCUGAGCUCUCGUGAUUGGACGGGGAGCGAGUCGGCAGGUUUUGUGUUGGCGAAACUUGUCGGAUUUUGUUUGGGUUGUGUCAUGACACUGUCUCGCAAAUUUUUUUCCUCAGUCUGUUACCAUGACAACAGUUCCAUUGGCAUGUUAAGGUCUCACGCUUUGUCUUUCACAACUUCAGCGUGUUGCAGCAUCCCAAGUUACACUUUAAACCGCACUCUAUAUUCAAUCUCGCCAGUAUUAGGAAAGAGUCGUGCCUUCAGACCUUCCGAGGGUUCAAGGUGCUUGCUCUGAAUCUUUAGUUCAUUCACUCAAUCUCUAAAUCAGAGUUGCCAACAUUGGACUUGUUUUUUCACUGACCAUCAAAAACAUUGAUUCAUGAUGUUUUAUAUUAUGAUGGUGUAGUUAAACUCAGGUUUUUCCUUCUGUGCUGGAACUGCACUAAUUCAACAUCCGGUUUAACUUUAGGGCAAUGAGAUUAGCCGUUUCGGCUCACAUUAAUCAUAAAGACAAGGAGUCUAGCCUGUUAACUACACCUUUGCUUGAAAAUAGUCUCUCUGUGUGGUUGGUUGGUUUACUUGCCUUUGGUUUCACUUCAGACCAACAGGAACCUCUUGACCUUUAGAUACAUUGCAGCCACUGUUGGGUUGGCAACUCAUUCACUCAUGUUUACUGGUUUCUGAAACAACCCAUCAUAUCAAAACAGGGAUUUUGCCAUAUUCCUAACCGACAGGUGCUACACCCCAAGCUAGGUUACCCUAGUGUGUUAAACUCUUAUUUUAUUAUUUAAAUGUUUUUUUUUUUUUUUUUUAAUAGUCGGAUUUCUACUUCUCUGUACAGGUUCUCCUAAACACUGUGCUAUUUCUGUGCCAUGUUGUUGACAUCAAGAAAGACCAUGACACGAUGAGCGAUUUGGUAAUACAGCCAAGUCUGGGACACUUCUGUCUAAGUGCACUGUAAAAAAAAAAAGUGAGCAAAGCUGUUCAGACUACACUGAAUACAGUGAGCUCUGCAGCACAUAACUACUGGUUCUGUGCCAUGUCGUCAUGAUACGGAUUACAAACUUUGUCUCGUAACUUAUUGCGCUUUGUCAACCAGGUCUGAGUGGUUCUCUUUACAGGUCCUCUGUGAGGAAUCUCUCCAUAAGAAUGGCCCAAUGGCACCACUAACGUGGCACUUUGUAGAUGCAGUGGAGUGCACAUAAAUCCCUCGGUGCUCUCGGGUCUUGCCGCACUCCAUCCAAGAUAAUAGGGCCACCUCGUUGACUGCCAGUCACAUCUGUUGGAACAACUUGGGAUGUCUUGCAAGACACUAUGUCUUUUUGCAGCCCUGAGGAUUCUUUGUGGUGCUAAAGAGUACAAAAACAACUGGACAAAGUAAGCCACUACAAUAGAAGCUCUAUGUGUUUUUUGUGGUUGCUAAUGUAAAAUAUAUGCAGUGAAAACCAUUGUACAUGGAACAAGACUGGAUUUGGUUCAAGUCGGCUGGACUUGGCUAUAAACUGGCAUUCACAACACCAGUAGAAACUGUUAAUGGUCUAUAAAAAUGCUAAUCAUUUGUGAGGUUUAGAGCUACCCUGCUCUGUUAGCUCAGAACUGUUAGAGGUUACAAGACUGUUGCCUCUCUGUCAGAGGUUUUAAAGUGCUUUACACCAGGGAUGAGCAUUGGUGCAGUUAAAUUCGGUGUUUGACAUUGCUAAGUGACAUUUAGGGGGUAGGUUUUCACUCAGGAAACAGAUCUAUGAAGAACUGCUCAAUCCAAGACUGUUUGUCUGAUUUUAAGGUGUCAUUUAGGCUAAUGAGCAAUUGAUUGAUUUUCCAGUUGGCAUCUAAUGAGCAGAUCUCUGGAGGCGGUACUUCAGAUUUGGCCAAUCGGGUCUCAUUACCGUCACCCUGACAGUGCUGGAACAUGCUUGUUUUAGUAACAUCAUAACUCUCUUAUGGCUGGAUUGUCACACUUAAACUUCUUCACAAAUCACACCAAACAAUCAGUGGCUUUCCAAAUGGUGCUCUAACCCAUGUUAUCUUCUAUACAGCCAUAUUUCUCUUGAUUUAACUGUUUCAGGGCUUCUGAGUCUAGUUUAUCCUUUUCUAAAUCAUAUUUCUACAAACUGUUGUUUAUCAGGGUUAUUUAUUAGUGUGUAUAACCGAAAAUUAGUUUUUUUCCCUGAGUUUUUUGAUUCAGUGAAUUAUUGCGCUAAUUUGAAAAUAAAGAGGCUCAGGUGUUUUUUUUUUAAGGAAAAUUGGAGUAGCAGGACAGCCUGGAGAACGGGAAAGAAGACGUGGGAGGGGGAGCGGGGGAGCGAGAGAUUAUCUGGAAAAAGAGAGCGAGUGUGUUGGAGAGGGAGAGAGAGCUGGAGAGGCAGAAGCUGGAGGAGGAGAGGAGGAACGCUGUGGGAUACACGGUGUGGAGGCUGAGGGAGGGAUUCCAGGAGAGGAAGGAUAGAGAGGAGGAUAGACUCAAAGGUACGAGCACUGAGGGCACGAAAGCAGCGCAGGCAGAGGUGAUCUGGAAAAGACGAGAGGAAGAGGAGGAGAAAGAUAGGGAUAGAGCUCAGCUUGGCGACAGAGGUCCCAAAAUCAUCUGGAGGAGGAGAGAAAGGGAGUGACAGGAAAAGAUGGGGAUGUGUCAGCGCUAAGCGCUUUCAGAUGUGUGACAGGACGUGAGGUGGCAGAUUUAGUCUUACAAAUAAACCUGCAUGUACUCAGACUUCAUGUAAUCUAGGUGCUAGAUAAUGUACAUCAGGUCCCCUUUUUAUAAAUUGUAUGAAAUUAAGUGUUACGUUUAAGUCUGGCCUAUAGUAAACCCUGUAUAGUAUCAUAUUAAUAUAUUUAUACAUACAUGAUGCUUAAAACCUGUUAAAAUAAUCAUUAUUUUACGUAAAAAAAAAAUGAAACAUUUAGCUACACUUAAACUUCAGAUUUAGCUUAAUAUUGCAUGCAUAAUUUCAUUUUUACCACAAAAAUAGGAUAGUUUCAGAUAAAGUGAAAAUUAACAGACCUACUAGAUGUCAACGUACCCUUGUUGUAGAUCCCUGGCGUACAUUUUUUAACACCUGGACUAAAUUAAGUCUUUAAACCAAACGUUGAAGAUUAUGUUGAUCGGCGUCAGUCUAAUCAUCACUGAGCGCAGCAGUUUGAAUCAUCAUUAAAUGAUCCACAUUCACCAGAUCAGUACUUUUAGCAUUUUCCGUCCGUCUCUUCCCGCUCUCUUCCUCUCUUGCUCUAUCGAUCUGUCUGUCUGACGGAAGCCUCCUCUCUCAAAGUCUCAGCUGCAGCUAAUAGGCUUUUUAUGGGAGUCUGUCAGACAAGAGCUAGUAGAGUGGAGCCCAGCACAUGCAAAGAGAAAUGAACACGCACGUAAACACACUCGCAUGCAUAUAAAACACAAUAGUACUCUCUUUCACACAUCUACCGAGACGGAUUGUGUCUGGAGCACUUGUAUAUGACUAUACCAAUAACUACAUGACAAUCAUACUAUAUUUAGUAAAUUCACAGUGUCCUGAGAAGCUCUAUGCAGACUUAAGAUCUGAUGCAAACCUACACGCUGUGACAACAGCAGAAAACUUUAGUACUUUUUUGCAUCUGUCUUUUCAUCUCUUUUCACAUCCUGUUUUUGAUACUCUCCCGGACUGAACAGUCAGCACACUGUCCUCUCUCUGGUGCGAUGAUGAAGGAAUCAGUAGAUACAGAAAAAAAGAGGACUAUAAAAGACAAGGGAAGACAAGUUAUCGAUUGUGAUAGAGCAACGUGGAGAAACAAUUAAGGACAUUUAGUGGACAUUGAGAUGGCUGAGACACCAAUGGAGCUCGUCCCUAAAACCAAAUACACGCCCUUCAGGAGCGACUCCUUCAGCUCAACAGACGAGACAGUGUCCAAUCCUUCUCUCCCUUCUUCUGCUCCUCUCACCCCACUCACCCCUCCUGGUAUCCCUCCUUCUCUCUCCUCCUCCUCCCUCACUCCCAUCCUCCCCCCUUCAUCUCCAUGGCAGGCUGAAAACAGCCCCACCACCCUCUGCUCCUUCUUCCCCAGGAUGGGAGCCCUGCGGCUGGGUGUGUCUUCCACUCUGCUCCCAGGCCUGAAGGCCUCCAGCAGGCCGGCUAACAUGGCAGGUGGUCAGGGUGGUUUGGGAGAGUCUGCGGAAGACACUGGGACUUCCGCCGCCAACUCUUCUCCUCCUCCGCCUCUUCCUCUCCUUUCUCUAACAGCCCCAUCUCCUCCUCCUCGUCCCCCACAGGAUAUGAACCGGCUGGGCGGGGCCUCACGGAGGGCCCGUGUGGAAGGGGGCCAGCUCGGCGGAGAUGAGUGGACACGGCAAGGCUCCUUCGUCAACAAGCCCACCCGAGGCUGGCUGCACUCGGACAAUGUGGUCAGCACCACUGGGGUCUCCUACACUGUCAGGUAUAUGGGCUGCGUGGAGGUGCUGCAGUCAAUGAGAGCACUGGACUUCAACACCAGAACUCAGGUUACCAGGGAGGCAAUAUCAGUGGUGUGUGAGGCAGUACCAGGUGCCAAAGGAGCUCAGCGAAGGAGAAAGCCCUCCUCUCGUUGUCUCUCCUCCAUCUUAGGGAAGAGUAAUCUCCAGUUUGCUGGAAUGACAAUCAGCCUCACCGUGUCGACCAGCAGUCUGAACCUGCUGGCAAUCGACUGCAAACAGAUUAUCGCCAACCAUCACAUGCAGUCCAUCUCUUUUGCAUCAGGAGGAGAUCCAGAUACAGCAGAGUAUGUUGCCUACGUCGCCAAAGACCCUGUCAAUCAGAGAGCAUGUCAUAUCCUGGAAUGCUCAGAGGGCUUGGCUCAGGAGGUCAUCAGCACCAUCGGCCAGGCGUUUGAGCUCCGCUUUAAACAGUACCUGAAGAACCCCCCCAAACUAGUUACCCCUCAUGAUCGGAUGGCUCCUUUCGAUGGGUCGGCCUGGGAGGAAGAGGAAGAGGACCUGCCUCCACCCCCAGAUGUUCCGUAUUACAAUAACUUCCCCGGUAAACAGCCUCCCCCUGGAGGCUUGGUUGACAUGAGGACCCGUCCUGGACACAGUACAGGGGCCACGCUGCCCUAUGGACAGCCCAGCCAGAACGACAUUCACAAGCAGCCUCUGCCUCCUCUACCAGUGGGUGUUAAGGAGGGAGGCUCGUUUGACGACCCUUCGUAUGUCAAUGUGGAUAAACCCCGCCUCCCAGCAGCAGCAGCAGCCAAUGGAAAUGCUCACAAAGAUGCGUUUGACAUGAAGCCAUUUGAUGCUGCUUUAGGUGUGUCUGGUGCAGUGGCGCCCCCUCUGGCAGAGCAACUGCAGAACGAGCCCUGGUUCCACGGACCUCUAAGCCGCAGACAGGCCGAAAGACUCCUGACCAAGGAUGGAGACUUCCUGGUGCGGGAGUCAGGCACCACACCAGGCCAGUACGUCCUCACUGGACAGCAGGGUGGCCAACCUAAACACCUGCUUCUGGUGGAUCCAGAGGGAGUGGUGCGCACCAAAGACCACCGCUUCGAGAGCGUCAGCCACUUGAUUAGCUAUCACAUGGACAACCGGCUGCCAAUCAUCUCGGCAGGAAGUGAGGGGGCACUGGGUCCGUGUAUCCCACAACACACAGGAGUCAGUUCGCUCCAGGGUUUCAUCUGAAGAGAAGUUACGGUUGAAGGAAAAAGUGGAGACCCACAACGCGCAGCGGCAAACAAGGACCUGGCCUGCUCUCC